AUGCCGCAACAGCCAACAGCCUCGCAAACAGCCGCAACAGCCGCAACAGCCGCAACAGCCGCAACAGCCGCAACAGCCGCAACAGCCGCAACAGCCGCAACAGCCUCAACAGCCUCACAGCCGCAACAGCCGCAACAGCGCAACAGCCGCAACAGCCGCAACAGCCGCAACAGCCGCAACAGCCGCAACAGCCGCAACAGCCGCACAGCCGCAACAGCCGCAACAGCCGCAACAGCCGCAACAGCCGCAACAGCCGCAACAGCCGCAAAAGCCGCAACAGCCGCACAGCCGCAACAGCCGCAACAGCCGCAACAGCCGCAACAGCCGCAACAGCCGCAACGGCCGCAACGGCCGCAACGGCCGCAACAGCCGCAACAUCCGCAACAGCCGCAACAGCCGCAACAGCCGCAACGGCCGCAACGGCCGCAAACGGCCGCAACCAGCCGCAACAGCCGCAACAGCCGCAACAGCCGCAACAGCCGCAACAGCCGCAACAGCCGCAACAGCCGCACAGCCGAACAGCCGCAACCGCCGCAACAAGCCGCAACAGCCGCAACAGCCGCAACAGCCGCAACCGCCGCAACAGCCGCAACAGCCGCAACAGCCGCAACAGCCGCAACAGCCGCACACAGCCGCAACAGCCGCAACAGCCGCAACAGCCGCAACAGCCGCAACAGCCUCAACAGCCGCAACAGCCGCAAACAGCCGUCAACAGCCGCAACGGCCGCAACAGCCGCAACAGCCGCAACAGCCGCAACAGCCGCAACAGCCGCAACAGCCGCAACAGCCGCAACAGCCGCACAGCCGCAACAGCCGCAACGGCGCAACGGCCGCAACAGCCGCAACAGCCGCAACAGCCGCAACAGCCGCAACAGCCGCAACAGCCGCAACAGCCGCAACCGCCGCAACAGCCGCAACAGCCGCAACAGCCCAACAGCCGCAACAGCCGCAACAGCCGCAACAGCCGCAACAGCCGCAACAGCCGCAACAGCCGCAAACAGCCGCAACAGCCGCAACGGCCGCAACGGCCGCAACAGCCGCAACAGCCGCAACAGCCGCAACAGCCGCAACAGCCGCAACAGCGCAACACCGCAACAGCCGCAACAGCCGCAACAGCCGCAACAGCCGCAACAGCCGCAACAGCCGCAACAGCCGCAACAGCCGCACAGCCGCAACAGCCGCAACAGCCGCAACAGCCGCAACAGCCGCAACAGCCGCAACAGCCAUCCUCAACAUCCUCAACAUCCUCAACAUCCUCAACAUCCUCAACAUCCUCAACAUCCUCAACAUCCUCAACAUCCUCAACAUCCUCAACAUCCUCAACAUCCUCAACAUCCUCAACAUCCUCAACAUCCUCAACAUCCUCAACAUCCUCAACAUCCUCAACACCCACAAUCCUCAACAUCCUCAACAAUCCUCAACAUCCUCAACAUCCUCAACAUCCUCAACAUCCUCAACAUCCUCAACAUCCUCAACAUCCUCAACAUCCUCAACAUCCUCAACUUCCUCAACAAACAUCCUCAACAUCCUCAACAUCCUCAACAUCCUCAACUUCCUCAACUUCCUCAACAUCCUCAACAUCCUCAACAUCCUCAACAUCCUCAACAUCCUCAACAUCCUCAACAUCCUCAACAUCCUCAACAUCCUCAACAUCCUCAACAUCCUCAACAUCCUCAACAUCCUCAACAUCCUCAACAUCCUCAACAUCCUCAACAUCCUCAACAUCCUCAACAUCCUCAACAUCCUCAACAUCCUCAUCCCUCAACUUCCUCAACUUCCUCAACUUCCUCAACAUUCCUCAACAUCCUCAACAUCCUCAACAUCCUCAACAUCCUCAACAUCCUCAACAUCCUCAACAUCCUCAACUUCCUCAACUUCCUCAACUUCCUCAACAUCCUCAACAUCCUCAACAUCCUCAACAUCCUCAACAUCCUCAACAAUCCUCACAUCCUCAACAUCCUCAACUUCCUCAACUUCCUCAACAUCCUCAACAUCCUCAACAUCCUCAACAUCCUCAACAUCCUCAACAUCCUCAACAUCCUCAACAUCCUCAACAUCCUCAACAUCCUCAACAUCCUCAACAUCCUCAACAUCCUCAACAUCCUCAACAUCCUCAACAUCCUCAACAUCCUCAACAUCCUCAACAUCCUCAACAUCCUCAACAUCCUCAACAUCCUCAACAUCCUCAACAUCCUCAACAUCCUCAACAUCCUCAACAUCCUCAACAUCCUCAACAUCCUCAACAUCCUCAACAUCCUCAACAUCCUCAACAUCCUCAACACCUCACAUCUCAACAUCCCUCAACAUCCUCAACAUCCUCAACAUCCUCAACAUCCUCAACAUCCUCAACAUCCUCAACAUCCUCAACAUCCUCAACAUCCUCAACAUCCUCAACAUCCUCAACAUCCUCAACAUCCUCAACAUCCUCAACUUCCUCAACUUCCUCCUCAACAUCCUCAACAUCCUCAACAUCCUCAACAUCCUCAACAUCCUCAACAUCCUCAACAUCCUCAACAUCCUCAACAUCCUCAACAUCCUCAACAUCCUCAACAUCCUCAACAUCCUCAACAUCCUCAACAUCCUCAACAUCCUCAACAUCCUCAACAUCCUCAACAUCCUCAACAUCCUCAACAUCCUCAACUUCCUCAACUCCUCAACAUCCUCAACAUCCUCAACAUCCUCAACAUCCUCAACAUCCUCAACAUCCUCAACAUCCUCAACAUCCUCAACAUCCUCAACAUCCUCAACAUCCUCAACAUCCUCAACAUCCUCAACAUCCUCAACAUCCUCAACAUCCUCAACAUCCUCAACAUCCUCAACAUCCUCAACAUCCUCAACAUCCUCAACAUCCUCAACAUCCUCAACAUCCUCAACAUCCUCAACAUCCUCAACAUCCUCAACAUCCUCAACAUCCUCAACAUCCUCAACAUCCUCAACAUCCUCAACAUCCUCAACAUCCUCAACAUCCUCAACAUCCUCAACAUCCUCAACAUCCUCAACAUCCUCAACAUCCUCAACAUCCUCAACAUCCUCAACAUCCUCAACUUCCUCAACUUCCUCCUCAACUUCCUCAACAUCCUCAACAUCCUCAACAUCCUCAACAUCCUCAACAUCCUCAACAUCCUCAACAUCCUCAACAUCCUCAACUUCCUCAACUUCCUCAACUUCCUCAACAUCCUCAACAUCCUCAACAUCCUCAACAUCCUCAACAUCCUCAACAUCCUCAACAUCCUCAACAUCCAUCCUCACUUCCUCAACUCCUCAACAUCCUCAACAUCCUCAACAUCCUCAACAUCCUCAACAUCCUCAACAUCCUCAACAUCCUCAACAUCCUCAACAUCCUCAACAUCCUCAACAUCCUCAACAUCCUCAACAUCCUCAACAUCCUCAACAUCCUCAACAUCCUCAACAUCCUCAACAUCCUCAACAUCCUCAACAUCCUCAACAUCCUCAACAUCCUCAACAUCCUCAACAUCCUCAACAUCCUCAACAUCCUCAACAUCCUCAACAUCCUCAACAUCCUCAACAUCCUCAACAUCCUCAACAUCCUCAACAUCCUCAACAUCCUCAACAUCCUCAACAUCCUCAACAUCCUCAACAUCCUCAACAUCCUCAACUCCUCACAUCCUCAACAUCCUCAACAUCCUCAACAUCCUCAACAUCCUCAACAUCCUCAACAUCCUCAACAUCCUCAACAUCCUCAACAUCCUCAACAUCCUCAACAUCCUCAACAUCCUCAACAUCCUCAACAUCCUCAACAUCCUCAACAUCCUCAACAUCCUCAACAUCCUCAACAUCCUCAACAUCCUCAACAUCCUCAACAUCCUCAACAUCCUCAACAUCCUCAACAUCCUCAACAUCCUCAACAUCCUCAACAUUCCUCACAACAUCCUCAACAUCCUCAACAUCCUCAACAUCCUCAACAUCCUCAACAUCCUCAACAUCCUCAACAUCCUCAACAUCCUCAACAUCCUCAACAUCCUCAACAUCCUCAACAUCCUCAACAUCCUCAACAUCCUCAACAAUUCCACCUCAACUUCCUCAACAUCCUCAACAUCCUCAACAUCCUCAACAUCCUCAACAUCCUCAACAUCCUCAACAUCCUCAACAUCCUCAACAUCCUCAACAUCCUCAACAUCCUCAACAUCCUCAACAUCCUCAACAUCCUCAACAUCCUCAACAUCCUCAACAUCCUCAACAUCCUCAACAUCCUCAACAUCCUCAACAUCCUCAACAUCCUCAACAUCCUCAACAUCCUCAACAUCCUCAACAUCCUCAACAUCCUCAACAUCCUCAACAUCCUCAACAUCCUCAACAUCCUCAACAUCCUCAACAUCCUCAACAUCCUCAACAUCCUCAACAUCCUCAACAUCCUCAACAUCCUCAACAUCCUCAACAUCCUCAACAUCCUCAACAUCCUCAACAUCCUCAACAUCCUCAACAUCCUCAACAUCCUCAACAUCCUCAACAUCCUCAACAUCCUCAACAUCCUCAACAUCCUCAACAUCCUCAACAUCCUCAACAUCCUCAACAUCCUCAACAUCCUCAACAUCCUCAACAUCCUCAACAUCCUCAACAUCCUCAACAUCCUCAACAUCCUCAACAUCCUCAACAUCCUCAACAUCCUCAACAUCCUCAACAUCCUCAACAUCCUCAACAUCCUCAACAUCCUCAACAUCCUCAACAUCCUCAACAUCCUCAACAUCCUCAACAUCCUCAACAUCCUCAACAUCCUCAACAUCCUCAACUUCCUCAACAUCCUCAACAUCCUCAACAUCCUCAACAUCCUCAACAUCCUCAACAUCCUCAACAUCCUCAACAUCCUCAACAUCCUCAACAUCCUCAACAUCCUCAACAUCCUCAACAUCCUCAACUUCCUCAACUCCUCACAAAUCCUCAACAUCCUCAACAUCCUCAACAUCCUCAACAUCCUCAACAUCCUCAACAUCCUCAACAUCCUCAACAUCCUCAACAUCCUCAACAUCCUCAACUUCCUCAACAUCCUCAACAUCCUCAACAUCCUCAACAUCCUCAACAUCCUCAACAUCCUCAACAUCCUCAACAUCCUCAACAUCCUCAACAUCCUCAACAUCCUCAACAUCCUCAACAUCCUCAACAUCCUCAACAUCCUCAACAUCCUCAACAUCCUCAACAUCCUCAACAUCCUCAACAUCCUCAACAUCCUCAACAUCCUCAACAUCCUCAACAUCCUCAACAUCCUCAACAUCCUCAACAUCCUCAACAUCCCCUCACAUCCUCAACAUCCUCAACAUCCUCAACAUCCUCAACAUCCUCACAAUCCUCAACAUCCUCAACAUCCUCAACAUCCUCAACAUCCUCAACAUCCUCAACAUCCUCAACAAUCCUCACAUCCUCAACAUCCUCAACAUCCUCAACAUCCUCAACAUCCUCAACAUCCUCAACAUCCUCAACAUCCUCAACAUCCUCAACAUCCUCAACAUCCUCAACAUCCUCAACAUCCUCAACAUCCUCAACAUCCUCAACAUCCUCAACAUCCUCAACAUCCUCAACAUCCUCAACAUCCUCAACAUCCUCAACAUCCUCAACAUCCUCAACAUCCUCAACAUCCUCAACAUCCUCAACAUCCUCAACAUCCUCAACAUCCUCAACAUCCUCAACAUCCUCAACAUCCUCAACAUCCUCAACAUCCUCAACAUCCUCAACAUCCUCAACAUCCUCAACAUCCUCAACAUCCUCAACAUCCUCAACAUCCUCAACAUCCUCAACAUCCUCAACAUCCUCAACAUCCUCAACAUCCUCAACAUCCUCAACAUCCUCAACAUCCUCAACAUCCUCAACAUCCUCAACAUCCUCAACAUCCUCAACAUCCUCAACAUCCUCAACAUCCUCAACAUCCUCAACAUCCUCAACAUCCUCAACAUCCUCAACAUCCUCAACAUCCUCAACAUCCUCAACAUCCUCAACAUCCUCAACAUCCUCAACAUUCAAAUCAACAUCCUCAACAUCCUCAACAUCCUCAACAUCCUCAACAUCCUCAACAUCCUCAACAUCCUCAACAUCCUCAACAUCCUCAACAUCCUCAACAUCCUCAACAUCCUCAACAUCCUCAACAUCCUCAACAUCCUCAACAUCCUCAACAUCCUCAACAUCCUCAACAUCCUCAACAUCCUCAACAUCCUCAACAUCCUCAACAUCCUCAACAUCCUCAACAUCCUCAACAUCCUCAACAUCCUCAACAUCCUCAACAUCCUCAACAUCCUCAACAUCCUCAACAUCCUCAACAUCCUCAACAUCCUCAACAUCCUCAACAUCCUCAACAUCCUCAACAUCCUCAACAUCCUCAACAUCCUCAACAUCCUCAACAUCCUCAACAUCCUCAACAUCCUCAACAUCCUCAACAUCCUCAACAUCCUCAACAUCCUCAACAUCCUCAACAUCCUCAACAUCCUCAACAUCCUCAACAUCCUCAACAUCCUCAACAUCCUCAACAUCCUCAACAUCCUCAACAUCCUCAACAUCCUCAACAUCCUCAACAUCCUCAACAUCCUCAACAUCCUCAACAUCCUCAACAUCCUCAACAUCCUCAACAUCCUCAACAUCCUCAACAUCCCAACAACAUCCUCAACAUCCUCAACAUCCUCAACAUCCUCAACAUCCUCAACAGCUCAACAUCCUCAACAUCCUCAACAUCCUCAACAUCCUCAACAUCCUCAACAUCCUCAACAUCCUCAACAUCCUCAACAUCCUCAACAUCCUCAACAUCCUCAACAUCCUCAACAUCCUCAACAUCCUCAACAUCCUCAACAUCCUCAACAUCCUCAACAUCCUCAACAUCCUCAACAUCCUCAACAUCCUCAACAUCCUCAACAUCCUCAACAUCCUCAACAUCCUCAACAUCCUCAACAUCCUCAACAUCCUCAACAUCCUCAACAUCCUCAACAUCCUCAACAUCCUCAACAUCCUCAACAUCCUCAACAUCCUCAACAUCCUCAACAUCCUCAACAUCCUCAACAUCCUCAACAUCCUCAACAUCCUCAACAUCCUCAACAUCCUCAACAUCCUCAACAUCCUCAACAUCCUCAACAUCCUCAACAUCCUCAACAUCCUCAACAUCCUCAACAUCCUCAACAUCCUCAACAUCCUCAACAUCCUCAACAUCCUCAACAUCCUCAACAUCCUCAACAUCCUCAACAUCCUCAACAUCCUCAACAUCCUCAACAUCCUCAACAUCCUCAACAUCCUCAACAUCCUCAACUCCUCCGCACAUCCUCAACAUCCUCAACAUCCUCAACAUCCUCAACAUCCUCAACAUCCUCAAUCAUCUCAACAUCCUCAACAUCCUCACAUCCUCAACAUCCUCAACAUCCUCAACAUCCUCAACAUCCUCAACAUCCUCAACAUCCUCAACAUCCUCAACAUCCUCAACAUCCUCAACAUCCUCAACAUCCUCAACAUCCUCAACAUCCUCAACAUCCUCAACAUCCUCAACAUCCUCAACAUCCUCAACAUCCUCAACAUCCUCAACAUCCUCAACAUCCUCAACAUCCUCAACAUCCUCAACAUCCUCAACAUCCUCAACAUCCUCAACAUCCUCAACAUCCUCAACAUCCUCAACAUCCUCAACAUCCUCAACAUCCUCAACAUCCUCAACUUCCUCAACAUCCUCAACAUCCUCAACAUCCUCAACAUCCUCAACAUCCUCAACAUCCUCAACAUCCUCAACAUCCUCAACAUCCUCAACAUCCUCAACAUCCUCAACAUCCUCAACAUCCUCAACAUCCUCAACAUCCUCAACAUCCUCAACAUCCUCAACAUCCUCAACAUCCUCAACAUCCUCAACAUCCUCAACAUCCUCAACAUCCUCAACAUCCUCAACAUCCUCAACAUCCUCAACAUCCUCAACAUCCUCAACAUCCUCAACAUCCUCAACAUCCUCAACAUCCUCAACAUCCUCAACAUCCUCAACAUCCUCAACAUCCUCAACAUCCUCAACAUCCUCAACAUCCUCAACAUCCUCAACAUCCUCAACAUCCUCAACAUCCUCAACAUCCUCAACAUCCUCAACAUCCUCAACAUCCUCAACAUCCUCAACAUCCUCAACAUCCUCAACAUCCUCAACAUCCUCAACAUCCUCAACAUCCUCAACAUCCUCAACAUCCUCAACAUCCUCAACAUCCUCAACAUCCUCAACAUCCUCAACAUCCUCAACAUCCUCAACAUCCUCAACAUCCUCAACAUCCUCAACAUCCUCAACAUCCUCAACCCCUCAACAUCCUCAACAUCCUCAACAUCCUCAACAUCCUCAACAUCCUCAACAUCCUCAACAUCCUCAACAUCCUCAACAUCCUCAACAUCCUCAACAUCCUCAACAUCCUCAACAUCCUCAACAUCCUCAACAUCCUCAACAUCCUCAACAUCCUCAACAUCCUCAACAUCCUCAACAUCCUCAACAUCCUCAACAUCCUCAACAUCCUCAACAUCCUCAACAUCCUCAACAUCCUCAACAUCCUCAACAUCCUCAACAUCCUCAACAUCCUCAACAUCCUCAACAUCCUCACACCUCAACAUCCUCAACAUCCUCAACAUCCUCAACAUCCUCAACAUCCUCAACAUCCUCAACAUCCUCAACAUCCUCAACAUCCUCAACAUCCUCAACAUCCUCAACAUCCUCCUCACAUCCUCAACAUCCUCAACAUCCUCAACAUCCUCAACAUCCUCAACAUCCUCAACAUCCUCAACAUCCUCAACAUCCUCAACAUCCUCAACAUCCUCAACAUCCUCAACAUCCUCAACAUCCUCAACAUCCUCAACAUCCUCAACAUCCUCAACAUCCUCAACAUCCUCAACAUCCUCAACAUCCUCAACAUCCUCAACAUCCUCAACAUCCUCAACAUCCUCAACAUCCUCAACAUCCUCAACAUCCUCAACAUCCUCAACAUCCUCAACAUCCUCAACAUCCUCAACAUCCUCAACAUCCUCAACAUCCUCAACAUCCUCAACAUCCUCAACAUCCUCAACAUCCUCAACAUCCUCAACAUCCUCAACAUCCUCAACAUCCUCAACAUCCUCAACAUCCUCAACAUCCUCAACUUCCUCAACAUCCUCAACAUCCUCAACAUCCUCAACAUCCUCAACAUCCUCAACAUCCUCAACAUCCUCAACAUCCUCAACAUCCUCAACAUCCUCAACAUCCUCAACAUCCUCAACAUCCUCAACAUCCUCAACAUCCUCAACAUCCUCAACAUCCUCAACAUCCUCAACAUCCUCAACAUCCUCAACAUCCUCAACAUCCUCAACAUCCUCAACAUCCUCAACAUCCUCAACAUCCUCAACAUCCUCAACAUCCUCAACAUCCUCAACAUCCUCAACAUCCUCAACAUCCUCAACAUCCUCAACAUCCUCAACAUCCUCAACAUCCUCAACAUCCUCAACAUCCUCAACAUCCUCAACAUCCUCAACAUCCUCAACAUCCUCAACAUCCUCAACAUCCUCAACAUCCUCAACAUCCUCAACAUCCUCAACAUCCUCAACAUCCUCAACAUCCUCAACAUCCUCAACAUCCUCAACAUCCUCAACAUCCUCAACAUCCUCAACAUCCUCAACAUCCUCAACAUCCUCAACAUCCUCAACAUCCUCAACAUCCUCAACAUCCUCAACAUCCUCAACAUCCUCAACAUCCUCAACAUCCUCAACAUCCUCAACAUCCUCAACAUCCUCAACAUCCUCAACAUCCUCAACAUCCUCAACAUCCUCAACAUCCUCAACAUCCUCAACAUCCUCAACAUCCUCAACAUCCUCAACAUCCUCAACAUCCUCAACAUCCUCAACAUCCUCAACAUCCUCAACAUCCUCAACAUCCUCAACAUCCUCAACAUCCUCAACAUCCUCAACAUCCUCAACAUCCUCAACAUCCUCAACAUCCUCAACAUCCUCAACAUCCUCAACAUCCUCAACAUCCUCAACAUCCUCAACAUCCUCAACAUCCUCAACAUCCUCAACAUCCUCAACAUCCUCAACAUCCUCAACAUCCUCAACAUCCUCAACAUCCUCAACAUCCUCAACAUCCUCAACAUCCUCAACAUCCUCAACAUCCUCAACAUCCUCAACAUCCUCAACAUCCUCAACAUCCUCAACAUCCUCAACAUCCUCAACAUCCUCAACAUCCUCAACAUCCUCAACAUCCUCAACAUCCUCAACAUCCUCAACAUCCUCAACAUCCUCAACAUCCUCAACAUCCUCAACAUCCUCAACAUCCUCAACAUCCUCAACAUCCUCAACAUCCUCAACAUCCUCAACAUCCUCAACAUCCUCAACAUCCUCAACAUCCUCAACAUCCUCAACAUCCUCAACAUCCUCAACAUCCUCAACAUCCUCAACAUCCUCAACAUCCUCAACAUCCUCAACAUCCUCAACAUCCUCAACUUCCUCAACAUCCUCAACAUCCUCAACUUCAUCCUCGUCACUCCCCUCGCUACCCCUCUUAUAGUUUAUUUUUUCAUUGCUGCCCAAAAGAUUGUUUUCCGCUGCCUGUCAGAGCAUAAACAACUGACGUCACAGCGGCGCCUGCGGGGCUUCGAGGCCGUCUGGCGGGCCGCGCCACGCGACGGCGGGGCGGCGCCGGGCGGCAUGGCGGCGGCGGUGAAGGCGAGUGCGCGGUGCGCGGAGAACGAGGCGGUGGUGGCGUACCUGCAGGGCCGGCAGCGCGAGCUGUGCGGCGAGUGGGACGGCGCGCUCACGCGCGCGUUCCGCAUGGCCAUCGCGAGCAUCAGCGACCACUCGCAGCCGCUGCGCACCCUCAACGACGCCAGCAAGCUCAGGUGCCUCAACGACGCCAGCAAGCUCAGGUGCCUCAACGACGCCAGCAAGCUCAGGUGCCUCAACGACGCCAGCAAGCUCAGGUGCCUCAACGACGCCAGCAAGCUCAGGUGCCUCAACGACGCCAGCAAGCUCAGGUGCCUCAACGAUGCCAGCAAGCUCAGGUGCCUCAACGACGCCAGCAAGCUCAGGUGCCUCAACGACGCCAGCAAGCUCAGGUGCCUCAACGACGCCAGCAAUCUCAGGUUUCAGCUCGCGUGGCGCCGUGUUCUCAUCUCCCCGAGUUGCACUCGCAUGCCGCGCCCAUGCCCCACUGCCCACGGAACGCCACCCCCGUACCUUCCCCCCGCCCUUUCCUCUCUUCCCCACGUCCUCCUCCCCCCCCCCCCACUCAGGAACGUGGGCCCCGCCAUCCAGCGGCAGCUGAAGGCGUUCUUCGCCACCCACAAGCCCGCCGCCCGCCCCCGCACUCCCACCCCGCCCGCCAAUAGCGCGCUGCCAGCUGGCAGCGACCCGGGUAUGGCGGUGGGCGCAGGGGCGAUGGACAUGGCUCCUGUGGGAGGUGAAGACGUGGCACAUGGCAUGGACCAAUCAGCAGCGGCCAUUCCGGACUCCAUCCCGCGCAAGCCGCCCAAAUACUCGCCCAAGCGCGGCUCAGCCUCCUUCGCCAUCCUCCUCACCCUGCUGCUGGAGAAGGCGAGGGGGCGGCAGGCAGUGCCGGUGGCGGAGCUCAUGGCCGCCUCCAGGGAUGCCAACCUGCUCGCCUCCGUCAUCAGGUUCCAGGUGCCUGCGGACGAGCGCAGCAUGGGGGGGGCGCCACUGCAGCAGUUUGCAUGUGGGUGGAGCAGCAUGGAGACCCUCGCCAAGCACAACCUCGUCGUCAAAACCGCCCACCCGCCCAGCUACGCGUUGUCGGAGGAGGGCCACGGCGUGGCGGUGGACUGCCUGCGCCGCGCCAAGAUGCCGCUGCCCCCCGCCGCUGCCGCUCUGCUGCCAGCAACAGCGGCGGACAGCGGAGGUGCAGCGGUGGGCAGACAGCCACUGCAGUGGUCCGCGCAGGUCCUCAACGACCCCUCCGCCAUGCUCGACCUCCCAGGCAGCAGUGGCGUGGAGGGCGAGGAGGAGUGGCAGGUGCCCCCCCUGGCAGCGGGCGAGCGCUUCUCAGACGCGUAUGACGUCAUCAUCUUCAUUGACAACCGCGACAGCGAGUGCCACGGGCCAGUGUUUGCCAACCAGCUGUCCGCUCAGUUUGGCCUCGCCACUGAGGUGCACGCGCUGCCAGCGGGCGACGCCAUGUGGGUGGCGCGGCACAGGGCGAGCGGGCGGGACUACGUGUUGGACUUCAUAGUGGAGUUCACUCGCGCGCACGACCUCUGGAUGGCCAUCAAGUCCUCCCGCUUCCGCGACCAGCGCCUGCGCCUCCAGCGGUGCGGCGUGCGGCGUCUGUUGUGUCUGGUGGACGGCUCACUGGACGACCUCAUUGCCUCCGACCCCAACCGAGCAGCCAUGAUCUCGGCGGAGAUGGAGGAGGGGGUGGACAUACAGCAGACGGCAUCGCUGCACGACACCAAGCACCGCUACCUCGACAUCACCACCGCGCUCACCCGCCGCUACAACGACGCCGCCAUAGCGCUGCACCUCCACCUGCAGCAGCAGGCGCAGGCGGGCGGUGUGCCCCCGUCGCCCCCUCCACCCUGCCCACUGUACGGCGAGUUCGUGGCGACGUGCCGCUCCGUGCAGUCUGACUCCGUCUGCAACCUCUUCGGCCACCUGCUGCUGCAGGUGCGCUCGGUGUCAGUGGACACGGCCAUCGCAGUGCUGCGCCGCUUCCCCUCACUCCGGGCACUCGUCAACGCCUACCAGCUCAUGGAGGGCAACCCAGAGGGGCAGGCAAUGCUGCUGACGCGCAUAACAGUGAAGGGGCGGCGCAUAAGCGAGGCCAUCAGCCGCAAGGUGUACGAGAUCGUCUGGACCUAG
Messenger RNA from Closterium sp. Yama58-4, 12774 nucleotides. Lineage: Eukaryota; Viridiplantae; Streptophyta; Zygnematophyceae; Desmidiales; Closteriaceae. The record is from the annotation of a GenBank genome assembly.